Macrobrachium nipponense is the source of this 4043-nucleotide messenger RNA. Its product is annotated as gastrula zinc finger protein XlCGF26.1-like. Gene Ontology annotation, biological process: regulation of transcription by RNA polymerase II. The record is from RefSeq and is a predicted model, not a curated record. The transcript has 9 exons. Lineage: Eukaryota; Metazoa; Arthropoda; Malacostraca; Decapoda; Palaemonidae. The coding region runs from base 178 to 2082 and encodes 634 amino acids. Gene Ontology annotation, cellular component: nucleus. Gene Ontology annotation, molecular function: DNA-binding transcription factor activity, RNA polymerase II-specific; RNA polymerase II transcription regulatory region sequence-specific DNA binding.
GCCGAAAACACGCCUGGCCAAUGUAAACAUAAACAAACGUUGGAAUAAGGUUUUGAUUAUAGCUACUAACCUACCUAGUAUGUACCGUCUCAUUACCCAGGUAGCCUACCUAUACCUAGAAUUGUAGGUUUCCUCACGGAUUGUAUGUGAAAGAGGUCUUUGUUUGCAAGCAGAAAAAUGGGUGCUGUUCAUGGAAAAGGACGCUUUAAGUGUGAUGGGUGCAAACAAGGAUUUUCAUGGAGAUUAGAUCUUCACGAACACACAAAAAUAUGCAAAUCUCAAAGUGAUAAAGGCAGCUGUCUUCAACAACAGUCAGAGGUAUUCCUUUUUGAAGUUUGCUAUUUAUGUGGCCAGCAUUUAAUUGGAACUCACUCAGAGGAAGCCUCUUUUGUAAAGGGCAAACAGAAGUUAUAUCACUCAAACAGAUCAUUAGUUGAGGUGUCUCUUGGCAUAGAUGAAUUAGUGGAACACCAGCUACGCAAAGGAUGUAAAAUUAAAACUAAUCAAUAUCCUUGCACUUAUUGUGAUGCUGUCUUCAGUGAAAGGAAGUUCCUCAUUGGCCACAAAAAAGACUGUGCAAAAAAAUCAUUGGUGAAUGGUACACAUGAAUGUGAUAUUUGUGGAAGAAGAUUCCUGGUUAGAGGCCGAGUUGAAACUCACAAAAGAACAGUACAUGGCAUAGGGACUGCUGAUCAACAAUUAUGUAGUUAUUGCGGCCGCACUUUCAGCUCUCGCUAUAACAUGGAUUAUCACUUGGCAAAAGAACAUGGAAUUGGAUGUGCAAAAAUGCCUGUGACAUGUAAUUUAUGUGGAAAGAAAUUCUCAGAAAAAUCAAGUUACCAAAGUCAUGUCAAGACCAAACAUUUAGACCAUAGGUUUGAAUGUGAGCACUGUGGAAAAAAAUAUGCAACACGUGGAAUGCGGAAUCAUCAUAUUAAUGAAAUGCAUAAUAGUUCAUAUUGUUAUGAAUGUACCUUAUGUGGAGAGCAGUUUAAAUUGAUAUUCAGAUACAGAUAUCAUAUGCGGAAGAUGCACAGUUCAGUUCAUCAUGCAUGUAAAGACUGUGGCAAAACUUUUGUUAUGAGCAGUGACCUGUAUCGUCAUAUCCGAGGUGUGCACAUGGGGAUAAGAGAACGCAAACGUUAUCCAUGUAAAGUCUGUGGGCGAAUGUUCCCAAGCAUAUAUAAGGUUAAGCGACAUGCAACCAGCCAUGGAAUUGUAGAUUCAAAAGACAGUAAAGAAUCAAAAGACUCAAAAAUCAAAACCAGCUUUCGAAUGCAAGUAAAAGAAACUGAAAAUGUCACUUCCUUGAUUGUCCAAGAUGACAGUAUAGUAGCUGGUAGUUUGGUCAAGAGCUUGGCAACAACUACAUUGAUGCCAAGAAAAAUAUGUAACCUGACAAGUAAUUUACAUGAGACAAGUACUAUGAUAGAUUCUGGAAACUCUGGAAUACCAUCAAGUUUGAGUGAGAAUUCUGUGGAGAGUGCUCAUGGAUCUUCCAAAGAUGUUCAUCAACUCCCACCAACUGAUGUUUACACGGCUCAACAUAUAACAACAUUAACUCCUGAGAUGCUUCAAGCAAAUAUGAACCCAAAUACUGUAGCUGCAGAAACUAUGUCAGUGGGUCCAGUUUCUGGUAUUGUUGUCUCUGCAUCAGCAGUCCAAGAAUGUAUAAAUUCUGAAGAGCUUCAGCCAGCAGAGGCACACCAACAACUACACGAACAAAGUUCAAUCAGUUCUUGUCACAUAAGAAGGGGAAACACUCUUAUACAACCAGUUUUACAAUCAUCAUUAAUGCCUAUGCAUCAGAUGAUUGUCUUUGAAGAACCUAUUACUGAGCCUGGACACACCUUUUCUGUACGUCCAGCAAAUCGAGUAGUUUCUGUUUCUCAGUGUACGGGCCAAGUUAUAAAUGGAUCUCAAAUCCCUAGUCAGGUGAUAUGCAUUCCUCAUUCAGAUGCUGAACCAUCAACUACAGACCACCAUUCUCAAAAUAGUUUUCCAGUACCAUUACCACAACAUUCACAAGUUGUGGGUCAACAAAAAUUAUCUACUAUACAUUAUGAGCCUUAUGGGUCAUGAGUUGUGAUUUUUUUAUUUAACCUUUACUCCUUUUUUCCCACCGUUAUCCCUACGUUAAGGGGUCAGCUGCCUGAUGUGCAUUCUUCACUGCCUUCUAUCAAAGGCAUCGUCCUCCACCAAACCUUUUCUCUUCAUAUGUUCCUUCACUUUAUCUUGCCAUCUAAUUCUCUGUCUCCCUCUCGAUCGUCUUCCUCUAACAGGUUCCUCCCAAUUCCUCCUCAUUAUCCAUCCUCAACAUAUGUCAAAACCAUCUCAAUCAUGCCUCUCUUAUCACCUCUGUAAUAUUUAAUAAGCCUGCCCUUCUAAUCCACCACAGCAUUCUCAUCUCUGUUCUGUCAAGCUUUACUUUCUCUUUCCUUCUUAGAGCCUGUGUUUUUUGUCCACACAUUAACGCUGGUCUUAUCACGGUGCUGUAGGUCUUGACUUUUAGCUUGAUUGACAUUUUCUUAUCACAUACUACUUCAGCUACCUCUCUCCAUUUCCCAAUGCAGCUUUUAUCCUACUGUCAACUUCAGGCUCACAUCCUCCCUAUUGGCUUUAAGUAGAUUCUAAGUAUUUAAAAUUUUCCACCUGGUUUAUAAACAAGCCUUUUCUUUCUUGUAUUACUAUUCUGCCUCCAUCUUCCCUACUGCUCACCAAAACCUCUGUUUUAUUCACAUUUACCUUUAAGCCACCCCUUUUGAAGACUCCUGCCACUAUUCAACCCUUCUCUGUAGGCCUCCCUCAUUUUUGGCAGUAAUCACCAGGUCAUCAGCACACAACUACUCCCACAGCUCUUCAUUCCUGAUCUCUUCACUUAGCACAUCCAUGACCAGCACAAACAAAAAUGAGCUUAAUGCUGACCUCUGGUGUAAUCCAACACUAACUUCAAAGUUUUCUGUUUCCCCAACUGCUGUUAUUACUUAUGUGCUUGUUCUUUGAUCUCUCAUCUUGACCAGCCUAACAAAUUUUUCGAAGACUUUCUUCCUCCCUCCUCAUACACCAAAACAUCACUUCUCUUGGGAUUCUACUGUAUGCUUUCUCUAGGUCUAUAAAUACACAGUAGAGCUCCUGGUUUCCCUCUAGCCUCUUUUCCUCUAGCUGUCUUACUAUGAAGAUGGCAUCCACCAUCCCUCUUCCUCUCAUGAAUCCAUACUGCUGUUUCCUGAUCUUUACAGUCUCUUGUAUUCUCUCAUCCAGUAUCCUCUCUAAAACUUUCAAUCCAUGCUCUGUUAGUUUAAUUUCCCAGUAGUUAUCACAAUCCAUGACAUCUCCCUUUGGCUUGUAUAUAUAUACACCAUUAGACUCUCCUUCUAGUCUCAUGGCAUUACUUCCUCUUCCAAUAUAGCUUUUAAUAAAUCCAGCAUCCAUUUUUCCCUCUCUGUACCUAUUAACCCUCUUACGCCGACUGGACGUAUUUUACGUCGACUACAAAAGAUUUUUUUAAAGUUCGCGGAAAAAUACUUAUAGCCUACCAGCCUAAAACUUUUGAAUCACGCGCCUUGGGGGAUGCUGGGAGUUCACGGAUCAAGGUGUUGUUUUGUUUACAAUCGUUACGCAGGCGCACAAGCGCGAAUUUCUUUCUUGCCGCACUAAACAGUAUCUGUGACACAUCUCGGAAAUUAUUUCGUCACUUUGACAUCAUUUUUGUACCAUUGUAAAUUAGCCGUUACAUGAAGUAUUAUAUAUGCAAUAUGUGCGCAUUUUUAUGUAGAAUACAACAAUAAAAUACUCAUGAUUGUAGCUUUUAUCCGUUUUGAGAUAUUUUCAUAUAAAUAACGAUAAUUGCCAAAAUUUCAACCUUCCGUCAACUUUGACUCUACCGAAAUGGUCGAAAAACGCAAUUGUAAGCUAAAACUCUUAUAUUUUAGUAAUAUUCAAUCAUUUAACUUAAUUUUGCAACUAAUUGGAAGUCUCUAGCACAAUAUUUCGAUUUAUGGUGAAUUUAUGAAAAAACUUUUUCCUUACGUCCGCGCGGUAAC